This is a messenger RNA of Rhodotorula graminis WP1, 1051 nucleotides long. Its product is annotated as glycosyltransferase family 8 protein. The transcript has 5 exons. Gene Ontology annotation, molecular function: glycosyltransferase activity. Bases 1 to 996 code for a protein of 331 amino acids. The record is from RefSeq and is a predicted model, not a curated record. NCBI's taxonomy places the organism in Eukaryota, Fungi, Basidiomycota, Microbotryomycetes, Sporidiobolales, Sporidiobolaceae.
AUGUCGACCUCGGCUUCGUCGCCUCGGCGCGCAUUCGUUACGCUCUUGACCAACGCGCGCUACCUUCCGGGGCUCCUCGUCCUCGAUCACACGCUCAAGCAGGUCGGCACAAGGUACCCGCUCGUCGUCCUCACGACGCCGUCGUUUCCCGAGGAGCACCUCGCACUCCUCAAAGCUCUUGGCAUGAGCACAAAGCGCAUCGAGCUCCUCGAACCUCGCGGCGAGAUGAUGCUCAUCGCCGAGCGCUUCAAGGACACCUGGUCGAAGCUUCAGGCUUUUGCGCUCGACGAGUACGAGCGCGUCGUCCUCCUCGACUGCGACAUGAGCGUCUUCUCGCCAAUCGACUCGCUCCUCGACGACGACUCGCUCCUUCUCUCGUCCUCAUGGAUCGCGGCGGCGCACUCGUGCGUCUGCAACCCUCUCGGCCAAGACUGGUACCUGCCCGACUGCACGCCGGCCAACUGCGCCUACACGCACGCGACCGCGCACGGCGGCGCUCCUCCUCCCGUCGAGCUCCUCCCCUCGAAGCGCACCUACGGCCUCCUGAACAGUGGCCUCGUCGUCCUCGCGCCGUCCAAAACCCUGUACGACUCGAUCGUGCACCACCUCCACACGAGCCCGACCGUCGCGACCAUGGCGCUCCCCGACCAGGACCUCCUCGGCGAGGUGUUCGACGGCAAGUGGAUGCCCUUGAGCUGGCGCUUCAACGCGAUCAAGACGUUCCGGUGGGUCCAUCCCGAGCUGUGGUUCGCCGAGACGGACGGCGGCCGGCGGCUCGAGGGCAGGGAGCGAGGCGACGACGGCGUCGCCGUCCUGCACUACAUCGUCGAGAAGCCGUGGCUCGACGCCCUCCCCUCCUCGUCGCCCGACCUCGAGACGCAUAAGUGGUGGUGGGCAGAUUGGCGGUCGAUGCUCGACGCGUGGGAGGGCGACGAGCGACUGAGCGGGUACGUCGAGGGCGUGCGGCGGCUCGUCAAGAGCGAGGCGGAUCUGUAGAAGGGUCGAGGAGGGCGACCUUCGCAAACGGGCUUUGGCCACCUCUUUCCGCCUG